AAUGGCGGCUGCAGUGCCGAUGCUAGACGACGUAAUCAAGGAGUACCUUGUAUUUCGCGGAUUCUCAAACACUUUGAAAAGCUUUGAGUCUGAUUUGAAAGCAGAUAAGGACAAAAGCUUCCGGGUGGACAAAAUUGUGGAUCAGUUGUAUCAGUACAUCCUAAGCUAUGACAUUACCAGCCUUAGAGAUUACUGGGACUAUUUAAAUGACAGAUUCUUCAAGAGGUUAGACUAUCAGCACAAUUCAAAUGUCAAAAAGCUGGAGAUGUGUCUUUUGCGGCUGUACAUUGUGCAUGCCAUACAGAACUCAAAAAAUGACAAGGUUGUGGAGUUUUUUGAGAAGUAUACAGCAGAGCUACAGACUCAAAUAGAGUGGAGAGAAUGGUUUGCCAUUCCUUUCAUCAAGAAUCCUGAUCAGAAUAUGACAUUUGAGAUGUACUUUCAGAGGGCAUGGCAAGAGACUUUUUUCCUUUCACUUCAUAACUUUCUGAUUACUUUGUUUCAUUACCUGCCUAUGCCAACCCUUCUAAAGUAUGACGAGGAACGAGGAAAGUUGCACAGGUUGGAACAGGAAGUCCUGAAACUUAAAGAGCAGGUUGUAUCACUAGCAGACGAAGGAGCAAACUUACAGCGUCAGAAAUCUAGACUAGAGCAAGAGCUAUCAGAUAGCCGGAAGAGAGCUACCACUGUUGAAGAGGAUGAUAUGGAAGAGUUUCAAGUUAUCCCAAGGCAACAAGGUCAGUCUAGUAAGUUUCUACCAACUUCUUCAAUCUCAAAAAAAAUUACCAAAAUGUUCAAAGAUAAGCAAGAAAAGAACAAAAAGGGAAAAGAUUCAAAAGUGCAACAGCUUCAAGAGGAUCAAGUGAAACUUAAAAGACAACAACUAAUCAGGCAGCAACAACAAUUACAGCAAUUACAAGAACAGCAAAAACAUUUAUCCCACAUGGAGGAAGAGCAGCUGAAGUCAAGUGCAGUUACUGCUUCAUCUGAGAAACCUCAAGGUCAGGAGGUUGAAGUUCAGACUGACUCAACACAUGAUGAGGAGGAUGCUAGGAUCUCAAAAUUAGGUUUGUCAAAAACUCUCAGCUUUGAAACAUCCUCUGCUGCAAGCCAAGAUGACAGAGAAAAGUUUGGAAAUGCUAUCCGCAGGAGUAAAACAUUGCCUGUAAGGCUGAAAGCAACUCAGGUGGAGGUAACAGAAGACAAAACAGAAGAUGCACUUUCUAAAACAGUUCAUUUUGAAGGCCCUGGUGACCAAAAGUCCAAGCAUUUUCUAUGUCUUAGCCAGGAUGUAUACAAAGAGCAUCACUCAGCAAUUGUGCACUGCAAGUUUUCUUCUAGCGGUAGGAUGAUUGGAAGUGCUGAUGCUGACGGGAUUGUCAAGGUUUGGACAAACCAUCCUGACAUCCACACCAGUAGCACUGUCAUGUGUAAAUCUCCCUUGCUGUCACUGGAGUGGGCUCCGAAGCCUGACAGACUGCUUCUGUUGGGCACUGGACAUGGUAAAGUACGAUUUUUUGACACAGAAAAUAAAAAGACCAUUUGUGAUGUCACGACUGACUCUCAUCAUCAGUACCCCAGAAUAGUCUCAUUGUCGUGCAGUCCUACCGGAGCAGCUUUUGUGUGUUCAGCGGCAGCAAAUAAGAAAUCUUUGACGUCAUCGUUGAGGUUAUCGCAAUCGUUUUCAAAAUACAGUGAAAUGUCCUCGUUGACGUCGAACAGUGCAGGUAGCGGCGCGGGUGUGUUACAGUGUUGGGAUAUGAAAGCCAUGAAGGUCGAGCGUCUCCUUCCCCUCGAUCCUGUGCCCACUUGUAUAAACUGCACGGCGUUUAAUCAUAAUGGAACUCUUUGUAUAUCAGGAGGAGCGGAUGGCAUGAUACGGCUGUUUGAUAUGAGGUCGUAUGAUUGUUUAAUUGGUUGGCAAGCUCAUGAAGGUGAAGUGUGUUCAAUGCAGUUUAGCGCAGACGAAACCACUGCUUACAGUAUGGGAACAGACGGCAAGUUCUCACAGUGGAGUGUGCACCGCAUGGGUCAAAGAUUAACUGACGUUGAUAUACACGACGGGGCAGUGUGGUGCGAUUCAGACAAAUCCUCUCAGAGCAAGUACAAAUACAUGAGUUCACCAUCAUCUUAUGGCAAGAUGUUUGUUUUUGAUUCUGAAGGACAGUAUCUUCUUUCCUGUGGACCGGAGUGUGGAGUAGUAUAUAAAGUCCAGAAGAAUCAGGGUUUGAGUCAAGUGUUAACUUUACCAGCUGAGCACAAGUCACCAGUUGUAAGCGUCGAUUGGAGCUCCUCUAUGAGCUGUUCCACAUGCCUCACUGGCUUUGCGGAUGGAUCAAUACAAGUAACAUCUUUGCUAAAAAAUUGAGGAUUACUUUCAGCUUUAAGAUCAACGAAAGGGUUUGUUACCUCGUAGAACAUAAUAGUCGACCCUUUGAUAUCACAUCCGUUCAAAUGCAAGAUGGCGUCAGAGUUACAAGGACAAAAGUUUCUGGAAAUACUCAAGAUUACAUGUUUUUAGCUUUCGUGUACCCGCACAAUCCCUUCCUAGACUCGUGAUAUGAACUAUUAAAAUUAGAAGUGUUUGGGAAGUACUAGAAAAAUCCUUAUACGAGUCUUGUGAGCCUAAGUUUGUUAUGUGCUGCAAGACCACACAUUUAUUUUUACCCUUUGAGUGAUGUGUCCAUGUCCGUUGUAGUAGAGCUUAAUUCUCGUAAGAUGAUCGUCAUCGUUAUUCGUGUUUGGGUUUGUCCUUGACCGUGCUCAGUGUCCUCAACGGGAAGUUUUUAUAGGUUUUAAUUCUCGAAGUUUGGUUGUGUUUCAAGUACUUUGUUAGUCGUUUCAAAUGUCUUGUGAAAUUGUUUUGGUUAGUUGUCCCGUAAGCCCAAACAUGCCUACCGAUAGGGUAUUUAACUCUUCAACCCCUAAGAACCAGCAUCUAACUUCUCCUAACAAUGUCACUACUGAAUCACACAUUAAUGUUAUGAGAGUAAAGGAAUGAUCCCCAACUAAAGAAAUUCUUGGUUAUUAGACAAAUUCUCCUUGUCAGCACCUUAGUAAAUGUACAGAGAACAGUAUGGGGAAUGUGAAUACUGAAUUUUAGAGAGAGAAAAGAGAGAGCCUCAGAGAGCGAAAUAAACUGAACUGAUCAGACUCCUGGUACCUUCCGUUCGCGUUUGGUGUUCAAGCCAGUCUACCCUAAUAGUCCCAAUACUCGAGAAAACGUCCGAGGGAGAGUUGUUGCGGUUUCAUAAAGGCCACAAGGCUGGUCCUUCUGUCUACCACAGUCAGCCCAAGAUAAAUGACCCACUGUGUCAGGAAGAAACUUAAUUUUGUAUUCAAAUUGUUUUUCUAUUUGUUUUAUAAAUGGCAACUGAAAAUAUCUUUAUUUUUUUGCCCAACGAAAGGGAAAUAGUCGUUUUAUUAUUUAAUGUUAUAACUUUUGUUUGAAGAAUGUACUUUGUUAAAACUGUCGAUAGCGUUAUCAAAGAUCGCAUCAGGAUGAGUAAUAUAUGCAAUUGAGAUGAGUUAUGUGCUGUAUGACAGUUGAAAAUAUAUUUUUUUUUAUUUUGAAAAAUUGUAGUAGAAAUGAUUUACAAAAACGGACAUGAGCGGGAUAAGAAAGUGAAAGGUAAAUGUUUGUAACAAAUAGUUUGAAUAAAAACAUGUAGGUCAUUUUCUUCAUAA
Pocillopora verrucosa is the source of this 3687-nucleotide messenger RNA. Its product is annotated as WD repeat-containing protein 91. Lineage: Eukaryota; Metazoa; Cnidaria; Anthozoa; Scleractinia; Pocilloporidae. Gene Ontology annotation, biological process: early endosome to late endosome transport; negative regulation of phosphatidylinositol 3-kinase/protein kinase B signal transduction. The record is from RefSeq and is a predicted model, not a curated record. Gene Ontology annotation, molecular function: protein binding; phosphatidylinositol 3-kinase inhibitor activity. Gene Ontology annotation, cellular component: late endosome membrane; early endosome membrane; extrinsic component of endosome membrane.